Chlorella variabilis is the source of this 335-nucleotide messenger RNA. RefSeq lists its product as hypothetical. Gene Ontology annotation, cellular component: chloroplast thylakoid. Gene Ontology annotation, molecular function: ATP binding; ATP-dependent peptidase activity; metalloendopeptidase activity. The annotation marks the transcript as partial. NCBI's taxonomy places the organism in Eukaryota, Viridiplantae, Chlorophyta, Trebouxiophyceae, Chlorellales, Chlorellaceae. The transcript is spliced from 5 exons. Gene Ontology annotation, biological process: proteolysis. The record is from RefSeq and is a predicted model, not a curated record.
UGUACGAGGCCGCCCGCGCGCUCAUCGGCUACAUCACCCCAGAAUUCGACGAGAUACAGCGGGUCUCUGUGUGCCCGGGCGGGGCCGCCUCCGGCUACACCUACUUCCUGCCCAGGGAGGAGACGCUGGAGAGCCGGGUGGUGACGCGGGGCUACAUGGAGGCCAAGAUGGUGGUGGCGCUGGCGGGGCGCUGCGCCGAGCGGCUGGUGCUGGGGGAGGCCAACGUGUCCACUGCAGGGGCGGCGCACCUGCAGGCCGCCAACCUGAUCGCCCGGGAGAUGGUCUUCCGCUGCGGCUUCAGGUGUGGUACCAGCGGUACCACCAGCACCAGCAGG